Molecule: messenger RNA, 1740 nt
Organism: Alternaria atra
Lineage: Eukaryota; Fungi; Ascomycota; Dothideomycetes; Pleosporales; Pleosporaceae
Exons: 1
Coding region: 1-1740 (579 amino acids)
Biological process (GO): transmembrane transport; intracellular polyamine homeostasis
Molecular function (GO): polyamine transmembrane transporter activity
Source: RefSeq, a predicted model, not a curated record
AUGUUGAAACAGGAGGAUAACCCCGACCGAGGCACUAACGUAGACAGGAACUUUGAGGAGGAAGGCGUAGCAGAAAAAGACAUCAUGGAAACGAGAGAUCGCAGAGAUGCAGAAGAAACAAUGUCAAUCUCAUCAUCUCGAGCCUCGACGGCAUCAGAGCAUUCUACCAGUGCCGAUCAGCAGAGAACAUCGACGCCGAAACAACGACCAGUCACCCUAGCCAGAACUACCUCAGUCUUGCCCGAAGCUGUCGUUGUCCCGCGCUCACAGCGGCGUGGACUCCUCGCUCGCUUCGCUCUUAUCCCGGAAGUCGAAAACCCAGAGCACUACGCGCGGCAAACGAAAUGGUUCCUCACGUUUAUCGUCGCCUUUUGCGCCAUGGCAGCACCCAUGGGUAGCGCAAUUGUUAUGCCCGUACUGCAGGAGAUAAGCAUAGCCUUCAACGCGACCGAGACGGUGACCAACAUGAGCGUUGCUGUCUACAUGCUUAGCAUGUCCAUAUUCCCGUUGUGGUGGAGCUCUUUCUCGGAGCGACUGGGUAGACGUACGAUAUACAUAAGUUCCUUCAUACUCUUCGUCGUAUUUGCCAUUCUCUCCGCCAUCAGUUCCAGCAUUGCUAUGCUGAUCGUCUUCCGUGUCCUAUCCGGUGGCGCAGCAGCAUCCGUACAAGCGGUAGGUGCAGGAACUAUCGCCGAUAUCUGGGAAACGAGAGAGCGUGGAAGAGCGAUGGGCAUCUUCUAUCUUGGGCCACUUUGUGGUCCACUCUUCGCACCCAUCAUUGGUGGUGCUUUAGGCUCAGGACUAGGUUGGCGGUCAACACAGUGGUUCCUGGUCAUAUACGGCGGCAUGACACUUAUCUUCAUCAUUUUCGCUCUUCCGGAAACCUUGCACAGGAAAGAGAAACCAUCUGCCGACCCGACAGCACCACAGCCAAGCAACGACACCGAGAAAGAGCAGAGCACAACGCUCGGAAGAAGCACCACACACGCCUCUACUGUUCAGAGGACUAAGAGUAUCCUACUCCACCUACGCCACAUCUUCAUCGACCCACUACGCAUCAUAGCAUGGCUCCGCUUCCCACCCGUUCUUCUUACUGUCUACUAUGCUAGCAUAACAUUCGGCAGUCUCUACAUCCUCAACAUCAGCAUCCAAUCCACCUUUGCCGCCCCACCCUACUCUUUUUCCACUCUCAUAAUCGGCCUGCUCUACAUCCCUAACUCCGCCGGCUAUCUCCUCGCCUCGCUCUUCGGCGGUAAAUGGAUCGAUAGUAUCAUGCACCGCGAAGCCCGGAAAGCAGGACGUUACGACGAUCGAGGCAAGCUCAUCUUUCGCCCUGAAGAUCGUAUGAAGGAGAAUGCGUGGAUUGCUGCGAUUCUUUGGCCGUCAGCUCUUAUAAUCUAUGGAUGGACGGCGGAGAAAGGGCUCCAUUGGAUCGUGCCAAUGAUCAGCAACUUCUUCUUUGGUAUAGGUAGUAUGCUUAUCUUUGCGCUGGUCAAUACCAUGCUCACGGAGUUCAUGCCUCGGCGCGCGGCGUCUGGGAUCGCUCUGAACAAUUUUGUGAGGAACAUCUUCUCGUUCACGGGCGCGGUAGUCGCAGAGCCGAUAUUGAGCGCGAUAGGAAACGGGUGGUUGAUGACGAUUCUUGGCAUUUGGAGUGUGGUCACGGGGUGUGCGGCGCUGUAUGCAAUGGGAAGAUGGGGUUCCAAGUGGAGGGAAGCUAUGGUCAAGGUUAUGGGAUGA